AUGUCCUCUGCUCAUGAUGCCACCACCAAGAUCUCCAUUAACAAGUUCGACGGCGACAACUACGCGACGUGGAGCCGCUACAUGCGUGGCGUGUUCCUGACCAAGUCGGCGUGGCACGUGGUGAACCGGGAGAACACCCCCACCUUCGCCGAUCCUCGCGCCAGUGACGACUACGUCAAGACUAACAACAUUGCGUUCGGCUUGAUGCUGCUGCACAUGAGCGCGUAG
This is a messenger RNA of Peronospora matthiolae, 228 nucleotides long. The record is from the annotation of a GenBank genome assembly. Lineage: Eukaryota; Oomycota; Peronosporomycetes; Peronosporales; Peronosporaceae.